AAACCCCUAGCCUAGCCUUCACUCCUCGUCCCCGGACCAUGAUGUUUCGCGACCAGGUGGGAGUCCUGGCCAGCUGGUUCAAGGGGUGGAACGAGUGCGAGCAGACGGUGGCUCUGCUGUCCCUGCUGAAGCGCGUGGGCCGGACGCAGGCACGCUUCCUGCAGCUCUGUCUGGAGCACUCCCUGGCCGAGUGCACCGAGCUGCACCAGCUGGAGGGGGCGGCCAACGACCCAGUGGUGAUCAGCCAGUGGCAGAGCGAGCCCAGAGAGCUGGUCAUCUCCCUGGUCCUCACCCACCUGCCGCUACUCAAGCCGGGCAACACGGAGGCCAAGACCGAGUACAUGCGCCUGCUGCCGCGCAUCCUGGCGCAGACCAUCGAGCACGGCCGCCACCUGGAGGAGUCCCGCCAGCUGCUGUCCUACGCCCUCAUCCACCCGGCCACGUCCCUGGAGGACCGCUCGGCGCUGGCGCUCUGGCUCAACCACCUGGAGGAACGGGCCGCCGCCCGGGGCGACUCCCUGGAGCGGCCCCCGCCCGGCGCGGGGGGGCUGUCCCUCCACCACCAGGCGCACUCCGCCGCCGCCGCCCACCACCAGCACCACGCCCCGCCGCACCAGCACACCACGCCCCCGUCCACGCUGUCGUCGUCGGGCUCGUCG
Gadus chalcogrammus (walleye pollock) is the source of this 659-nucleotide messenger RNA. RefSeq names its product sterile alpha motif domain containing 4A (gene samd4a). The annotation marks the transcript as partial. NCBI's taxonomy places the organism in Eukaryota, Metazoa, Chordata, Actinopteri, Gadiformes, Gadidae. Gene Ontology annotation, cellular component: P-body. Gene Ontology annotation, biological process: nuclear-transcribed mRNA poly(A) tail shortening. Gene Ontology annotation, molecular function: mRNA binding; translation repressor activity. The record is from RefSeq and is a predicted model, not a curated record. The transcript is spliced from 2 exons.